This is a messenger RNA of Argiope bruennichi, 362 nucleotides long. RefSeq names its product fungal protease inhibitor-1-like. Lineage: Eukaryota; Metazoa; Arthropoda; Arachnida; Araneae; Araneidae. The transcript is spliced from 3 exons. The record is from RefSeq and is a predicted model, not a curated record. The coding region runs from base 54 to 362 and encodes 102 amino acids.
UCAAUGAAUUAUUCAUUUUUUCAUAUGUACAUAUUAAUUCCUAUAUAUUUGAAAUGUAUCAGAUACUUUUCCUACUUCUGACUGCUGCUGUUACAGUCGAGGCUUACAUUGCUUGUACUCCAGAAAUAUGCGAGAGCCAAAAACCAUGCACGUCCGUAGAAUGUGGAGAAAAUGAAACCUACGAAGAAAAGGGUGGAUUCUGUGGAUGUUGUCCCGCAUGCAUUACAUAUUUAGAUGUAGGAGAAAAAUGCCCACCACCUCUUUUUGUAGGAGGUCCACCACCUACAACAAAGUGUAGAGAUGAUCUAAGUUGUCAAAAAAAUGAAGAUGGUGAUUACGUAUGCACUUGCACUUGCAAUUAA